CAGCCCCCGCGGAGGGGGUGUGCGUACAUGUCCGGAGGGUAGGGGGAGGGCAUUUGUCUCCUGUUCAAGGAGGGGGACGCCUUUAAGCCGAAAUCCCGCCCCUCGGUCGUCAUGGCAACGCCUCCCCCUACCCGGGGCUCCCACAUUUCAGCAGGUGCUAGAGCCGGAGCUCCCGCCGCCGCCCGUGCCUCCGGCAGCUCGGACCACUGCCCUCGGCUCUGCACCCCAGUCGCCCGCACCCCCUGGGUGCUCUCGGGGGGGGGUGCGCUGCCUGCCCCGCGCGCUCACUCCUAGAGGUGCCUCGUCCCUCUCUUCCCCUCCUCGGGCUCUCCCCGUGGCUCCGCUGCUCUCCCGAGUCUCCGGCUCUUCGCCUUUCCACCUGUUCCCCCAGAAAGGCAGGAUCCUGGUCCCUGCGACGUUCCUGGGGCCAUGGCAGGCCUGGGCCCCGGCGGAGGCGAUUCAGAGGGGGGCCCCCGGCCCCUGUUUUGCAGAAAGGGGGCUCUGAGGCAGAAGGUGGUUCACGAAGUCAAGAGCCACAAGUUCACCGCUCGCUUCUUCAAGCAGCCAACCUUCUGCAGCCACUGCACCGACUUCAUCUGGGGGAUUGGAAAACAGGGCCUGCAAUGUCAAGUCUGCAGCUUUGUGGUUCAUCGACGAUGCCACGAAUUUGUGACCUUCGAGUGUCCAGGCGCUGGGAAGGGCCCCCAGACAGACGAUCCCCGGAACAAGCACAAGUUUCGUCUACACAGCUACAGCAGCCCCACCUUCUGCGACCACUGUGGCUCUCUCCUUUACGGGCUGGUACACCAGGGCAUGAAAUGCUCCUGCUGCGAGAUGAACGUGCACCGGCGCUGUGUGCGCAGCGUGCCCUCUUUGUGUGGCGUGGACCACACGGAGCGUCGCGGACGCCUGCAGCUGGAAAUCCGGGCUCCGACCGCGGAUGAGAUCCACGUCACGGUUGGUGAGGCCCGUAACCUCAUCCCAAUGGACCCCAAUGGUCUGUCGGACCCCUAUGUGAAACUGAAGCUCAUCCCAGACCCUCGGAACCUGACAAAACAGAAGACCCGGACGGUGAAAGCCACGCUGAACCCUGUGUGGAAUGAGACCUUUGUGUUCAACCUGAAGCCAGGGGACUUGGAGCGCAGGCUCAGCGUGGAGGUGUGGGACUGGGACCGGACUUCCCGCAACGACUUCAUGGGCGCCAUGUCUUUUGGCGUCUCAGAGCUACUCAAGGCGCCGGUGGAUGGCUGGUACAAGUUACUGAACCAGGAGGAGGGCGAAUAUUACAAUGUGCCGGUGGCUGAUGCUGACAACUGCAGCCUCCUCCAGAAGUUUGAGGCCUGCAACUAUCCCCUGGAACUGUAUGAGCGGGUGCGGAUGGGUCCCUCUUCCUCUCCCAUCCCCUCUCCAUCCCCUAGUCCCACUGACUCCAAGCGCUGUUUCUUCGGGGCAAGCCCUGGACGUCUGCACAUCUCCGACUUCAGCUUCCUCAUGGUUCUAGGAAAAGGCAGCUUUGGGAAGGUGAUGCUGGCUGAGCGCAGGGGCUCUGAGGAGCUCUAUGCCAUCAAGAUCCUGAAGAAAGACGUGAUCGUCCAGGAUGAUGAUGUGGACUGCACCCUGGUGGAGAAACGCGUCCUGGCCCUGGGGGGCCGAGGCCCAGGAGGCAGGCCCCACUUUCUCACCCAGCUCCACUCCACCUUCCAGACCCCGGAUCGCCUGUAUUUUGUGAUGGAGUAUGUCACCGGGGGUGACUUGAUGUACCACAUUCAGCAGCUGGGCAAGUUUAAGGAGCCCCAUGCAGCGUUCUACGCAGCGGAAAUUGCCAUAGGCCUUUUCUUCCUUCACAAUCAGGGCAUCAUCUACCGGGACCUGAAACUAGACAACGUGAUGCUGGAUGCUGAAGGGCACAUCAAAAUCACUGACUUUGGCAUGUGUAAGGAGAACGUCUUCCCCGGGACCACGACCCGCACUUUCUGCGGAACCCCAGACUACAUAGCCCCCGAGAUCAUUGCCUACCAGCCCUAUGGGAAGUCUGUUGACUGGUGGUCCUUUGGGGUUCUGCUGUAUGAGAUGUUGGCGGGACAGCCCCCCUUUGAUGGGGAGGACGAGGAGGAGCUGUUUCAGGCCAUCAUGGAACAAACUGUCACCUACCCCAAGUCACUUUCCCGGGAAGCUGUGGCCAUCUGCAAGGGGUUUCUUACCAAGCACCCAGCGAAGCGCCUGGGUUCAGGUCCUGACGGGGAACCCACCAUCCGUGCGCAUGGCUUUUUCCGCUGGAUCGACUGGGAACGGCUGGAACGGUUGGAGAUCCCGCCUCCGUUUAGACCCCGCCCAUGUGGCCGCAGCGGCGAGAACUUCGACAAGUUCUUCACGCGGGCGGCGCCAGCGCUGACCCCCCCAGACCGCUUAGUUCUGGCCAGCAUCGACCAGGCCGAUUUCCAAGGCUUCACCUACGUGAACCCGGAUUUCGUGCACCCGGAUGCCCGCAGCCCCAUCAGCCCAACACCUGUGCCAGUCAUGUAAUUCCCAUCCACUGACACCAGGUGUCUCCACGGCUCCUUCCUCCGCGCCAGCCUCGGCCCCACUUCACCACCCUCUUUCCAAUUCUAGAUGCUGCCCCCCAGCAUUCUGGCCCCUGCCCCUUGGGUGCCAGAUGCCCCUCAAGUGUUCCUGGAAUUCUCAACUCCAUACAGUCUCUAGAGCCUUCCUGUGCUCUACAUUCUGCUGCGCUGAGCCCUAGAUUCUCACUCACCUCGGUGUUCUGGACUCUGCUCCACCGGAUUCCGGAACCAGCACCCACCAUCCCCUAUCCCAUGGAGUUCUAGACUCUAUCUUGGUAGACUCUCUGCCUCUCCUUUUUUGUUUUUUUUGUUUGUUGUUGCUGUUGUUGGAAAUAGUCUCAUGGGGUGGGCUGUUCUAGACUGGAAUUCUAGGACAACUCCCAACCUCCGAGGCCCCGCCCACCCCCACUCCAUUCUGGAGUAAGUGGGAGGCUGUGCCCCCGUGCUCCAGUGCCCUCUCCCAUGCCCCAGGGAUUCCUGGGUUGUGGGGAGGAUCCUUUUCCCAACUGUUCUCAAUCAGCUUUCGUUCUAGACUCCCCCAUCCUAAACCCAUCCCUGCCCACCUGCCAGGUGCAUGGCUCCAUUCCUGCUCGGAACUCCUCCCAUGCCUGCCACUUUCGGGGACCGCCCCCCAUUCCUCUUCUCUUUGCCUUUUCCUCUCGGCCACAGCUGCUGGAGAAUAAAUUUGGGAUGCUGACGCUGA
Molecule: messenger RNA, 3264 nt
Organism: Hipposideros armiger (great roundleaf bat)
Lineage: Eukaryota; Metazoa; Chordata; Mammalia; Chiroptera; Hipposideridae
Gene: PRKCG
Product: protein kinase C gamma
Exons: 18
Coding region: 430-2523 (697 amino acids)
Biological process (GO): protein phosphorylation
Molecular function (GO): diacylglycerol-dependent serine/threonine kinase activity; ATP binding; zinc ion binding
Source: RefSeq, a predicted model, not a curated record